GCUUCAAGUAAAAUUUAAAAAAUUGUGAAAAAGAGUAAUUAAUGAGACAGAGAAAUAAAGAAAGCGAACAAUUGGCUUAUAAUCUGUUCGGCUUCGAAGUGAGAAGAAAAGAGGGUUACUACUGGCUGCAGAGUAUCCUUGACAAGAGAAUGAAAAACUGAAUAAGAGAAAGAUAGAGAGAGACAGAAAGGAGAGGCGCCUUUCUUCGGCAAUAGAGCUUUUUCUACGACAAAAAUGACGUCGCAACGAUAAUUACAAGUGUCUGGCGAUUUGUGCUUAGGGAGAUGAGUGGAUCGCGGCUUGGCAGGGGUCGAGCGGGCCGCCUUGCGCUCCUCGGCUGCAGCGCCCUUGCAGUUGUCUUUCUGAUGUUCCUCUACCGUUCGACGAAUUCGGAAAUGGCGCGACUUCGGGAUCUCCACCUAAAAUGCACUCAACAACAAGAGGCUCUUGCCACCCAGCUACAAGUAAUUUAUGAGUACAAAUUGCAACUUGAAAAGACCCUUUCAAACGAGAAGAGCGCAAAUGCUGCCGCUAAAGAGGAACUUCAGAAAAAAGCUUCAAGAGAAAGAUCCCUAAGAGAUAAGGAUAUUAUUGAGGCAAUGCAAAGAUUUAAUUCCCUUCAACAGAACUAUAAACUACUGCAGACUGAACACCAAGACUUAAAAGACGAUUGCAAAAAAAAAGAAGCUGUUGCGUUAGAAGAUAGCAAGAGGCUUGAAUCGACGUUACAAGAUCUGAGGAUACAGUUGAAGAAAGCAGGAGAAGACAAAGAAAAGUCUAUGGAACAUUUAAAAAUAAAAUAUAUGGAACUAAUAAAUCAAAAGGAACAAUUAGAGGAAAAUUAUAAUAAUCUCAAAAAACUUAACGGUGAUAAUAAUGGCAACGUGGAGCACUUAGAAAAGCAAGUUAUUCAGUUGCAACGAGAAUUGGAUGAUGUUAAGUCUCCGCACUUUUCAAUUGGUGUUGUAAAAAGUGAAAAUACACAAAUACUGCCAAGGCAUGAAAUCAGCUUGGAUAACAUCGAAAAUAAGAAGUCGCCAGAUAUAGAAAACAAUGAGGGUCAAGUGAUGCGACCAUCGUCUUUUUUACAGGUAAGUCCAUUCAGCGACAUAUUACAAGUUGGCCAAAAUCCGCAGCCCCUACAAGCACCCCAGAGCAACCGUUACCUAGACGGUAGCAACAUUAUAAAUAAUACCAACUUGAAUAACAAGGGCAUCAAUAUGGGCUAUAAUAAUACUAUUAGCAAUAUAAAAAACAGCAACAAUAGUUUUAAAUAUGACGAUUUAUUGCCAAAUGAACCGAAAAGCGAUGUGCGAUUUGAAAAUCGAAACGGUAAUAUCGUACCUGCUGGGCCGAAUGACAUUAGAGAUCAGUACGCAGGGCUGCCCAUGCCCUAUGUUCAGCAGCAGCAAGAACUAGUCCCGGAUAAGGUAAAUGAGGUCUCGCAAGAGAAGACCGAACAACUCAAACAGGUUUUGGUACCUCCAAAUAAUGCAGAAAAGUACUUAAACGCCGUGCAGAGGAAGAUGAAAGCCAAUACUAAUCUCUCAUCCAAAGAGCCGGUAAUGGUACCGAUAUUCAAACCUCAAGCCGCUGGUCAACCCAAUAAUAUCGACAAUAUGUAUCUUAAUCAUUUUGUUUAAUCGACUGUCAUGAGUGAUUGCGCCACGGAUGUAUGGAAUAUUGAGCGUCCAGUAUGUGCAAUGAAUUUCUAUUCCACCUCUGGAGUUCGCUUAAUAAUUUCAGUUUGUCAAAUUUAUCACAUUUAGCUUAAUUUAACAUUUUAUACCGAUCUUUUUUAUUUUAAUAAACUAACCUCAUCGAACAUUAUGCUUUGAAGAAAAGAAAGCAUGAUAUUUAUUAUUAGUUUUGACAGACUAAUGUUC
Molecule: messenger RNA, 1886 nt
Organism: Ceratosolen solmsi marchali
Lineage: Eukaryota; Metazoa; Arthropoda; Insecta; Hymenoptera; Agaonidae
Product: FNIP repeat-containing protein DDB_G0271996
Exons: 4
Coding region: 285-1643 (452 amino acids)
Cellular component (GO): Golgi apparatus; Golgi membrane
Source: RefSeq, a predicted model, not a curated record